Acanthochromis polyacanthus (spiny chromis) is the source of this 538-nucleotide messenger RNA. RefSeq names its product troponin I, fast skeletal muscle-like. Gene Ontology annotation, biological process: muscle contraction. Gene Ontology annotation, cellular component: troponin complex. The coding region runs from base 69 to 464 and encodes 131 amino acids. Lineage: Eukaryota; Metazoa; Chordata; Actinopteri; Pomacentridae. The transcript is spliced from 4 exons. The record is from RefSeq and is a predicted model, not a curated record.
UACUGCAGAUCGCUGCUAAAUGGCUGGAGCAGGAAGCUGCUGAGAUCGCAGCUGCCAAGGAAGCUUAUAUGGCAGAGAAUUGUCCUGCCCCUGACAUGAGCGGAGACCAGGCGGCUCUGAUGGAAAUCUGCAAAAAACUGGCCCAGGCUGCUGACAAGAUCGAUGAAGAAAGAUAUGACACUGAGGCCAAAGUGGCAAAGUCAGACAAAGAGAUUGCAGAGCUGAAGCUGAAGGUGGUUGAGCUGGCCGGAGUGAAGAAACCUGCCCUGAAGAAAGUGCGUAUGUCUGCUGACGCCAUGCUGCAGGCUCUGCUGGGCUCCAAACACAAGGUGACCAUGGACCUGAGGGCCAACCUGAAGCAGGUCAAGAAGGAAGUCAAAGAGGAGGCUACAGAGGCAGUCGGCGACUGGCGUAAGAACAUUGAGGAUAAAGCUGACAGGAAGAAGAUGUUCGAAAGUUCUUAAAGACUUUCUAAUCCAAAUUUUCCGUUUUCCCACCCUCUGGACUACUGCAUCUUUUGUCCACUAUUACAUUUGGC